CACACACACGUCCCAGCCGUCAGCCCUUAGCCCAAAACCAGCCCGCAGCUCACAGAGAGACGCCACUCACUGCCUACUUCAGGGAUGGACUAUGAGCCCACUAAGAAAGCCAAGAAGGGCUUUGUAUCACCCAUCAAGCUCCUGGUCUUCUCUAAGUCGGGGCGCAGACAGACAGACAGGAGUAGUGUGUCUCGUAGACCACUCCACACCGUACCCCUCUACCCUCCAGACUUCCUCAUCCACCCAGAGAGACUCAUCUAUGACUAUGUAGAGAAGGAGGUCAAGUUCCUGGGUCACCUGACUUGGGUGUCGUGCUCUCUAAACCCUUCCAGUAGAGAUGAACUGCUGCAGCUCCUGGACACAGCCAGGCAGCUGAAGGUGCUUCCCCUGAAGACCAGCGUUGAGCAGGACUGUAUCCUGAGCCUGUCAGCCCGAUGUCUUCUUCUGACCUGGCGAGACAACGAGAAACUGCUGCUGAGAAUCCCUACGCACGAGAUCGCUGCUGCCUCCUACCUGAGAGAUGAUGCACUGCACCUUCUGGUGCUCAAAACAGGUUUAAAGGUAGAUACCGUCCUGGCGGGAGGUAACAGCCUGGAGAAGAAGAACCCAGGAGGCAUCGAGGCCCGUCGUCAGACCAUGAGCAACUCUGACCCACGUCCAGCAGGUGGCACUAUGGAGCGCAGACACACCAUCUGUGGAGUGGACUGGAAGAACCACAAACCCUCCUCCAAGCAGCCGCAGCCGCAGCCCACCCCAGCCCUGGUGCAGGGUGCCGGGGGAGGAGGGGGAGGAGGAGCUGCUGGAGUGGCUGGAGGUGCUGGUGGCAGCCUAGAGAGGCAGCCCAGGGUAGGAGGAAGCUGGGAGCGGAGACAGACCAGGAAGCCUGGAGGAGGAAGCUGGGAGAAGAGGCCAGUGAGCGGGAGCUGGGACCGACCCAGACCGGUCGGGGGGAGUUGGGAGAAAAAACACGGGACCAGUGGAGUUGGAGGAGGUGCAGGUAGCUGGGAGAAGAGGCAUGGAGCAGGAGGGAAGCCUGGAGGCAGCUGGGAGAGGAAGCAUCCCCAGGGAGGGAGUUGGGAACGCAGGCAAGCCUGUACAGGGAGCUGGGAGAGGGGGAAGAGCUAUGGAAGCUGGGAGAGGAGAAACCAUAACCCACUGGAGCCGACACCAUGCCCUGAUGCCUACUGUAAUCUGGUCAUACUGGCUGUGGAGAACCGGGAUGCAGCGGAGGAGUACUGUGCUCUGAUCUGUCAGAUGUUCCAGAUUAUCUAUGGACACCAGACUAUAGAGUGUGUUGACAGGUCUGGAUUCCACUACACCAUGCCAGAUCGCUACUGGCUCCAGAGGAGUGACAGCUGUCUGACUGACAUGACUUACAGCUACGACGCUGACUUCAGCCUCUGCAGCUCUUAUGAUGGAUCCCAGGAGGCCUUUGACCUGUACUACAGUGAGAGCUACAGUGAGAGCUCGUCUCUGUCCCUACAGGGCUCACAUCACAGCCUGGCAUCGCUGCAUAGUGACGGAGGAGACCAGGGUCUGCAGCUCAUGCAGGAGUACAUGAUCACCCUAAGGAGUAAGCUGAGUCCCCAGGAGCUCCAGCAGUUUGCCCUGCUGUUGAGAGAGUACAGGUUGGGAUGUCCCAUAGCCGUGUUCUGUUCUGACCUGCUACAGCUGUAUGGAGAUAACAGGAAGUUCCUGCUACUGGGCAUGCGUCCCUUCAUCCCAGACAAAGACGUGGGCGUUUUCGAGAGCUUCCUAGAAGGAAUCGGGAUCCGGGAGGGGGGCAUUCUGACGGACAGCUUCGGCCGGAUCAAGCGGAGCAUGAGCAGUACGGCGGCAACGGUCGUGAGGGGUUACGACAGCUGGUCACUCCCCUCGGGCUCGCAGGACUUCAACCGCAGGAUCAGUGACAUCACACACGAUAUCGAGGCCCUGGGAUUUCAACAUGAACAUGGGGGGUGGCAGGGAGAGCAGGGGGGGUGUCAGGGAGAGCAGGGGGAGUGGCAGGGAGAGCAGGGGGGGUGUCAGGGAGAUAUAGAGGAGGAGGAUUAUUAUCUGUGAAGGAGUGGUGGGGUCGUUGUGGAACAGAAAUGUAGUCUUUUUGCCAUAUGUUUAUUCACAAUAUCAUGACCAACACACUCAUGCAAACACACACUACACAAGAGACUGAGAUUGGCACAGGGACAGCCAACAGGGACAGCCACAGGGACAGCCACAGGGACAGCCAGA
Messenger RNA from Oncorhynchus masou masou (cherry salmon), 2229 nucleotides. It is a transcript of the gene ccm2l, whose product is annotated as CCM2 like scaffold protein. The transcript has 12 exons. Gene Ontology annotation, biological process: heart morphogenesis. The record is from RefSeq and is a predicted model, not a curated record. NCBI's taxonomy places the organism in Eukaryota, Metazoa, Chordata, Actinopteri, Salmoniformes, Salmonidae. The coding region runs from base 85 to 2061 and encodes 658 amino acids.